Pteropus alecto (black flying fox) is the source of this 8766-nucleotide messenger RNA. RefSeq names its product fibrillin 2 (gene FBN2). The record is from RefSeq and is a predicted model, not a curated record. Gene Ontology annotation, molecular function: calcium ion binding. The coding region runs from base 1 to 8766 and encodes 2921 amino acids. The transcript is spliced from 65 exons. Lineage: Eukaryota; Metazoa; Chordata; Mammalia; Chiroptera; Pteropodidae.
AUGGGGAGACGGCGGCGGCUGUGUCUCCAGCCCUACUUCGUGUGGCUGGGCUGCGUGGCGAUCUGGGCGCAGGGCACCGCCGGCCAGCCCCAGCCUCCGCCGCCCAAGCCGCCCCGGCCCCAGCCGCCGCCGCAACAGGUUCGGCCCGCGGCAGCAGGCUCUGAAGGCGGGUUUGCGGUGCCCGAGUACCGGGAGGAGGGCGCCGCGGCGGCCAGCCGCGUCCGCAGGCGAGGACAGCAGGACGUGCUCCGAGGGCCCAACGUGUGCGGAUCGAGGUUCCACUCCUACUGCUGUCCAGGAUGGAAGACGCUCCCUGGAGGAAACCAAUGCAUUGUCCCAAUUUGUAGAAAUAGUUGUGGAGAUGGAUUUUGUUCCCGUCCUAAUAUGUGUACUUGUUCCAGUGGCCAAAUAUCACCGACUUGUGGAUCAAAAUCAAUUCAGCAGUGCAGCGUUAGAUGUAUGAAUGGUGGGACCUGUGCAGAUGACCAUUGCCAGUGCCAGAAGGGAUAUAUCGGAACUUACUGUGGACAACCUGUCUGUGAAAAUGGAUGUCAGAACGGUGGUCGUUGUAUUGGACCAAACCGCUGUGCUUGUGUUUAUGGAUUCACUGGUCCACAGUGUGAAAGAGAUUAUAGGACAGGCCCGUGUUUCACGCAGGUCAACAACCAGAUGUGCCAAGGGCAGCUGACAGGCAUUGUCUGCACAAAGACUCUGUGCUGUGCCACCAUUGGACGGGCCUGGGGCCACCCCUGUGAGAUGUGUCCGGCCCAGCCUCAGCCCUGCCGACGGGGCUUCAUCCCCAACAUCCGCACUGGAGCUUGCCAAGAUGUUGAUGAAUGCCAAGCUAUUCCUGGGAUAUGUCAGGGAGGAAACUGCAUCAAUACAGUGGGCUCUUUUGAAUGCAAAUGCCCUGCUGGUCACAAGCAGAGUGAAACUACUCAGAAAUGUGAAGACAUCGAUGAGUGCAGCGUCAUUCCUGGGAUAUGUGAAACUGGUGAAUGUUCCAACACUGUGGGAAGCUAUUUUUGCGUUUGUCCACGUGGAUACGUAACUUCGACAGAUGGCUCUCGGUGCAUCGAUCAAAGAACAGGCACGUGUUUCUCGGGCCUAGUGAAUGGUCGUUGUGCACAAGAACUCCCUGGCAGAAUGACAAAAAUGCAGUGCUGCUGUGAGCCUGGCCGCUGCUGGGGCCUUGGAACCAUUCCUGAAGCCUGUCCCGUCAGAGGCUCUGAGGAAUACCGCAGACUUUGCAUGGAUGGACUUCCAAUAGGAGGGAUUCCAGGGAGUGCUGGUUCCAGACCUGGAGGCACUGGGGGGAAUGGCUUUGCCCCAAGUGGCAAUGGCAAUGGCUAUGGCCCAGGAGGGGCAGGCUUCAUCCCCAUCCCUGGAAGCAAUGGCUUUUCUCCCGGCGUUGGGGGAGCGGGUGUAGGGGCCGGGGGACAGGGGCCCAUCAUCACCGGACUAACUAUUUUGAACCAGACAAUAGAUAUCUGUAAGCACCAUGCUAAUCUCUGUUUAAAUGGACGCUGCAUACCUACCGUUUCUAGCUACCGAUGUGAAUGCAACAUGGGCUAUAAGCAAGAUGCAAACGGGGAUUGCAUAGAUGUUGAUGAAUGCACAUCAAAUCCCUGCACUAAUGGAGAUUGUGUUAACACACCUGGAUCCUAUUAUUGUAAAUGUCAUGCUGGAUUCCAGAGGACUCCUACGAAGCAGGCAUGCAUCGAUAUUGACGAGUGCAUCCAGAAUGGAGUUCUUUGUAAAAACGGUCGAUGUGUUAACACAGAUGGAAGUUUCCAGUGCAUUUGCAAUGCCGACUUUGAAUUAACUACAGAUGGAAAAAACUGUGUUGAUCAUGAUGAAUGUACAACUACCAACAUGUGUUUGAAUGGGAUGUGCAUUAAUGAAGAUGGCAGCUUCAAGUGCAUCUGCAAACCAGGAUUUGUCUUGGCUCCAAAUGGGCGUUACUGUACUGAUGUUGACGAGUGCCAGACCCCAGGAAUCUGCAUGAAUGGGCAUUGUAUCAACAAUGAAGGGUCCUUCCGCUGUGACUGCCCCCCAGGCCUGGCUGUGGGUGUGGACGGACGUGUGUGUGUCGAUACUCACAUGCGCAGUACAUGCUAUGGUGGAAUCAAGAAGGGAGUGUGUGUCCGUCCUUUCCCGGGUGCAGUGACCAAGUCUGAAUGCUGCUGUGCCAACCCAGACUAUGGUUUUGGAGAGCCCUGCCAGCCAUGUCCUGCUAAAAAUUCAGCUGAAUUCCAUGGUCUUUGUAGUAGUGGAGUAGGUAUCACAGUGGAUGGAAGAGAUAUCAAUGAAUGUGCAUUGGAUCCCGAUAUAUGUGCCAAUGGAAUUUGUGAAAACUUACGUGGUAGUUACCGUUGCAAUUGCAACAGUGGCUAUGAACCAGAUGCCUCUGGAAGAAACUGUAUUGACAUCGAUGAGUGCUUGGUGAACAGGCUGCUCUGUGACAAUGGCCUGUGCCGAAACACACCUGGAAGUUACAGUUGUACGUGCCCACCUGGGUAUGUGUUCAGGACUGAAACAGAGACGUGUGAAGAUAUAAAUGAAUGUGAAAGCAACCCAUGUGUCAAUGGGGCCUGCAGGAACAACCUUGGAUCUUUCAACUGUGAAUGUUCUCCUGGCAGCAAACUCAGCUCAACAGGACUGAUCUGUAUUGACAGCCUGAAAGGGACAUGUUGGCUCAAUAUCCAGGACAGCCGCUGUGAGGUGAACAUUAAUGGGGCCACUUUGAAAUCGGAAUGCUGUGCGACCCUCGGCGCGGCCUGGGGGAGCCCCUGUGAGCGCUGUGAGCUAGAUACAGCUUGCCCAAGAGGCUUUGCCAGAAUUAAAGGUGUUUCUUGUGAAGACGUUAAUGAGUGUGAGGUGUUUCCUGGCGUUUGUCCAAAUGGACGCUGUGUCAAUAGCAAAGGAUCUUUUCACUGUGAGUGUCCUGACGGCCUUACAUUGGAUGGAACUGGCCGUGUGUGCUUGGAUAUCCGCAUGGAGCAGUGUUACUUGAGGUGGGAUGAGGAUGAGUGCGUCCAUCCUGUUCCCGGGAAGUUCCGCAUGGACGCCUGCUGCUGUGCGGUUGGGGCAGCCUGGGGCACUGAGUGUGAGGAAUGCCCCAGACCUGGCACCAAGGAGUAUGACACCCUGUGCCCCAGAGGACCUGGCUUUGCUAACAGAGGGGAUGUUCUUACUGGGAGGCCAUUUUACAAAGAUAUCAACGAAUGCAAAGCUUUUCCUGGCAUGUGCACCUAUGGAAAGUGCAGAAAUACCAUUGGAAGUUUCAAGUGCCGUUGCAAUAGUGGCUUUGCUCUAGACAUGGAGGAAAGAAACUGCACGGAUAUCGACGAGUGCAGGAUUUCUCCUGAUCUCUGUGGAAGUGGAAUCUGUGUCAACACACCAGGCAGCUUUGAGUGUGAGUGCUUCGAAGGCUAUGAAAGCGGGUUCAUGAUGAUGAAGAACUGCAUGGACAUUGACGAAUGUGAACGUAACCCUCUCCUUUGUAGGGGUGGCACCUGUGUGAACACUGAGGGCAGCUUUCAGUGUGACUGCCCACUGGGACACGAGCUGUCACCGUCACGUGAGGACUGUGUGGAUAUUAAUGAGUGCUCUCUGAGUGACAAUCUAUGUAGAAAUGGAAAAUGCGUGAACAUGAUUGGAACUUAUCAGUGCUCCUGCAAUCCUGGUUACCAGGCCACACCAGACCGGCAGGGCUGUACAGAUAUUGACGAAUGUAUGAUAAUGAAUGGAGGCUGUGACACCCAGUGCACCAAUUCAGAAGGAAGCUACGAAUGCAGCUGCAGCGAAGGUUAUGCCCUGAUGCCAGAUGGGAGAUCGUGCGCAGAUAUCGAUGAAUGUGAAAAUAAUCCCGAUAUCUGUGAUGGUGGCCAAUGUACCAACAUUCCUGGAGAGUAUCGCUGUCUGUGCUAUGAUGGCUUCAUGGCGUCAAUGGACAUGAAAACAUGCAUUGAUGUGAAUGAGUGUGACUUAAACUCAAACAUCUGCAUGUUUGGGGAAUGUGAGAACACCAAGGGAUCCUUCAUUUGCCAUUGUCAGCUGGGUUAUUCAGUGAAGAAGGGGACCACAGGAUGCACAGACGUGGAUGAGUGUGAAAUCGGUGCCCACAAUUGCGACAUGCACGCCUCAUGCCUAAACGUCCCAGGAAGCUUCAAAUGUAGCUGCAGAGAAGGCUGGAUUGGAAAUGGUAUCAAAUGCAUUGAUCUGGACGAAUGUUCUAAUGGGACCCACCAGUGUAGCGUCAACGCUCAGUGUGUCAAUACCCCAGGCUCCUAUCGAUGUGCCUGCUCUGAAGGGUUCACUGGAGAUGGCUUUACCUGCUCAGAUGUUGAUGAGUGCGCAGAAAACAUAAAUCUCUGUGAGAAUGGACAAUGCCUCAAUGUCCCGGGUGCAUAUCGCUGCGAGUGUGAGAUGGGCUUCACUCCAGCUUCGGACAGCAGAUCCUGCCAAGAUAUUGAUGAAUGCUCCUUCCAAAAUAUUUGUGUCUUUGGCACAUGUAAUAAUUUGCCUGGAAUGUUUCAUUGUAUCUGUGAUGAUGGUUAUGAAUUGGACAGAACAGGAGGGAACUGUACAGAUAUUGAUGAAUGUGCAGAUCCCAUAAACUGUGUUAAUGGCCUAUGUGUCAACACACCUGGUCGCUAUGAGUGUAACUGCCCACCUGAUUUCCAGCUGAACCCCACCGGUGUGGGUUGUGUGGACAACCGCGUGGGCAACUGCUACCUGAAGUUCGGUCCUCGAGGAGACGGGAGUCUGUCUUGCAACACAGAGAUUGGAGUGGGCGUCAGUCGCUCCUCCUGCUGCUGCUCUCUUGGGAAGGCCUGGGGGAACCCCUGUGAGACGUGCCCCCCUGUCAAUAGCACUGAAUAUUACACCCUGUGUCCUGGAGGUGAGGGCUUCAGACCUAACCCCAUCACAAUCAUCUUAGAAGAUAUUGAUGAAUGCCAGGAGUUACCAGGUCUCUGCCAGGGAGGAAACUGCAUCAACACUUUUGGGAGCUUCCAGUGCGAGUGCCCACAAGGCUACUACCUCAGCGAGGAAACCCGCAUCUGUGAAGAUAUUGAUGAGUGUUUUGCACAUCCUGGUGUGUGUGGGCCAGGGACCUGCUACAACACCCUGGGAAAUUACACCUGCAUUUGCCCACCUGAAUACAUGCAGGUCAAUGGAGGCCACAACUGCAUGGACAUGAGAAAAAGCUUUUGCUACCGAAGCUACAAUGGAACCACUUGUGAAAACGAGUUGCCUUUUAAUGUGACAAAGAGGAUGUGCUGCUGCACAUACAAUGUGGGCAAAGCCUGGAACAAACCUUGUGAACCAUGCCCAACACCAGGAACAGCUGACUUUAAAACCAUAUGUGGAAAUAUUCCUGGAUUCACCUUUGACAUUCACACAGGAAAAGCUGUUGACAUUGAUGAAUGUAAAGAGAUUCCAGGCAUUUGUGCAAAUGGCGUGUGCAUCAACCAGAUUGGCAGUUUCCGCUGUGAGUGCCCUACUGGAUUCAGUUACAAUGACCUGCUCCUGGUCUGUGAAGAUAUUGAUGAAUGCAGCAAUGGCGAUAAUCUGUGCCAGCGAAAUGCAGACUGCAUCAAUAGCCCUGGCAGUUACCGCUGUGAAUGUGCUGCGGGUUUCAAACUCUCACCCAACGGAGCCUGUGUGGAUCGCAAUGAAUGUUUAGAAAUUCCUAAUGUUUGUAGUCAUGGCCUGUGUGUUGAUUUGCAAGGAAGUUACCAGUGCAUCUGCCACAAUGGCUUUAAGGCGUCUCAGGACCAGACCAUGUGCAUGGAUGUAGACGAGUGUGAGCGGCAUCCGUGUGGAAAUGGGACUUGUAAAAACACUGUUGGGUCCUAUAACUGUCUCUGCUACCCGGGAUUUGAACUUACUCAUAAUAACGAUUGUCUGGACAUCGAUGAGUGCAGUUCCUUUUUUGGUCAAGUGUGCAGAAAUGGACGGUGUUUUAAUGAAAUUGGCUCCUUCAAGUGUUUAUGUAAUGAAGGUUAUGAACUUACUCCAGAUGGCAAGAACUGUAUAGAUACUAAUGAGUGUGUUGCCCUUCCCGGCUCUUGUUCUCCUGGUACCUGUCAGAAUCUGGAGGGAUCUUUCAGAUGCAUCUGUCCCCCGGGGUAUGAAGUAAAAAGCGAGAACUGUAUCGAUACUCGCCAGAGCUUCUGCUUCACAAACUUUGAAAAUGAAAAGUGUUCUGUACCCAAAGCUUUCAACACCACAAAGGCAAAAUGCUGCUGUAGUAAGAUGCCGGGAGAGGGCUGGGGGGACCCCUGUGAGCUGUGCCCCAAAGAUGAUGAAGAUACUCGCCAGAGCUUCUGCUUCACAAACUUUGAAAAUGGAAAGUGUUCUGUACCCAAAGCUUUCAACACCACAAAGGCAAAAUGCUGCUGUAGUAAGAUGCCGGGAGAGGGCUGGGGGGACCCCUGUGAGCUGUGCCCCAAAGAUGAUGAAGUUGCAUUCCAGGACUUGUGUCCUUAUGGCCAUGGAACUGUUCCUAGUCUCCAUGAUACCCGUGAAGAUGUCAAUGAAUGUCUCGAGAGCCCAGGCAUUUGUUCCAAUGGUCAGUGUAUAAACACAGACGGAUCUUUUCGCUGUGAAUGCCCAAUGGGUUACAACCUUGAUUACACUGGAGUUCGCUGUGUGGAUACUGAUGAAUGUUCAAUCGGCAACCCGUGUGGAAAUGGUACAUGCACCAAUGUUAUUGGGAGUUUUGAAUGCAAUUGCAAUGAAGGCUUUGAGCCAGGACCCAUGAUGAAUUGUGAAGAUAUCAAUGAGUGUGCCCAGAACCCACUGCUCUGUGCUUUCCGCUGCAUGAACACCUUCGGGUCCUAUGAAUGCACGUGCCCAAUUGGCUACGCCCUCAGGGAAGACCAGAAAAUGUGUAAAGACUUGGACGAAUGUGCCGAAGGACUUCAUGACUGCGAAUCUAGAGGCAUGAUGUGUAAGAAUUUGAUAGGCACCUUCAUGUGUAUCUGCCCACCUGGGAUGACCCGAAGGCCCGAUGGAGAAGGCUGUGUAGAUGAAAAUGAAUGCAGAACCAAGCCAGGAAUAUGUGAAAAUGGACGUUGUGUUAACACUAUUGGGAGCUAUAGGUGCGAGUGUAAUGAAGGGUUUCAGUCAAGUUCCUCAGGCACUGAAUGCCUCGACAAUCGACAGGGACUCUGCUUUGCAGAGGUAUUGCAGACAAUGUGUCAAAUGGCAUCCAGCAGCCGCAACCUUGUCACAAAGUCAGAAUGCUGCUGUGAUGGGGGGCGAGGCUGGGGUCACCAGUGUGAGCUUUGCCCACUUCCUGGAACUGCCCAGUACAAAAAGAUAUGUCCCCAUGGCCCAGGAUACACCACUGAUGGAAGAGAUAUUGAUGAAUGUAAGGUUAUGCCCAACCUCUGCACUAAUGGCCAGUGCAUCAAUACCAUGGGCUCGUUCCGGUGCUUCUGCAAGGUUGGCUACACCACAGACAUCAGCGGAACCUCCUGUGUGGAUCUUGAUGAAUGCUCCCAGUCCCCUAAACCGUGCAACUUCAUCUGCAAGAACACGGAGGGGAGUUACCAGUGCUCAUGUCCACGGGGAUAUGUCCUGCAGGAGGAUGGGAAGACAUGCAAAGACCUCGAUGAAUGUCAGACCAAACAGCACAAUUGCCAGUUCCUCUGUGUCAACACGCUAGGAGGUUUUACUUGUAAAUGUCCGCCUGGUUUCACACAGCAUCACACUGCUUGUAUUGACAACAAUGAAUGUGGGUCUCAGCCCUCUCUUUGCGGAGCAAAGGGGAUCUGUCAAAACACCCCUGGAAGUUUCAGCUGUGAAUGCCAAAGAGGAUUCUCUCUUGAUGCCACCGGACUCAACUGUGAAGAUGUCGAUGAAUGUGAUGGAAACCAUAGGUGCCAACAUGGCUGCCAGAACAUCCUGGGAGGCUACAGGUGUGGUUGCCCCCAAGGAUAUAUUCAGCAUUACCAGUGGAAUCAGUGUGUCGACGAGAAUGAAUGCUCCAAUCCGAAUGCCUGUGGCUCUGCUUCCUGCUACAACACCCUGGGGAGUUACAAGUGUGCCUGCCCCUCGGGAUUCUCCUUCGACCAGUUCUCCAGUGCCUGCCACGAUGUGAAUGAGUGCUCCUCCUCCAAGAACCCGUGCAACUACGGCUGCUCCAACACAGAGGGGGGCUACCUCUGCGGCUGCCCUCCUGGGUACUACAGAGUGGGACAGGGCCACUGUGUAUCAGGAAUGGGAUUUAACAAAGGGCAGUACCUGCCACUGGAUGCAGAAGUUGAUGAGGAAAACGCUCUGUCCCCGGAAGCAUGCUAUGAGUGCAAAAUCAACGGCUACUCUAAGAAAGACAGCAGACAGAAGAGAAAUAUUCACGAGCCUGAACCCACUGCUGUGGAACAGACCAGCCUGGAAAGUGUUGACAUGGACAGCCCCGUGAAAAUGAAGUUCAACCUCUCUGGCCUUGGCUCUGAGGAGCACAUCUUGGAACUCAUGCCCGCCAUCGAGCCUCUCAAUAAUCACAUCCGCUAUGUCAUCUCCCAAGGGAACGAUGAUGGCAUCUUUCGCAUCCACCAAAGGAAUGGGCUCAGCUACCUGCACACAGCCAAGAGGAAGCUGGUGCCCGGCACACACACACUGGAAAUCACUAGCAUCCGUCUCUACAAGAAGAAGGAGCUUAAAAAACUGGAAGACAGCAAUGAGGACGACUACCUCCUAGGGGAGCUCGGGGAGGCUCUCAGAAUGAGGCUGCAGAUUCAGCUCUAUUAA